AUGAUUAAAUACAUGGGUGAAAGCGAAACACAAUUAUGUCCAAAGGAAAAAAGCAAUUCAUUGGGAAAUGGGGUUAAUAUUGAGUAUAUUCAAAAAAGUAGACAACAAUACGCUAAGGAACUUUCAGAAGUUUACCACGCACUGAGUAAAGGACUAAUCAACGACAAAGAAGUGUCACGAAAUACAAAAGUAAAAGUCUACAAGGAUGUGAACAGACCGAUCCUGAUAUAUGGAUGUGAAACAUGGGUAUUGUCCGAAAGACAAGAGAGUAAAGUGAAUGCCGCUGAAAUUAAAUACCUGAGGAGAGUCAAGGGAGUAACAAGAAAGGAUAAAAUUAUAAAUGACGAUAUUAGAGCCGAAUUAAAGGUCAAGCGAGUAAAGGAGUACACAGAGCAGAGGCAGCUAGGAUGGUGGGGACAUUUGCAGAGAUUGAACUCGACAGUGCCUAUCCAAAAAAUGUGGGAAAGUAGACCGACGGGACGUAGAAAGAGAGGAAAACCUAGAAAAAUUUGGAACGAAACAAUAGACAAGAUUUUGAUAAAAAAGGGAAAAAUCUGUAAUGGAGCAAUGCAAAUUGCACUGGAUAAGAAGAGAUGA
Molecule: messenger RNA, 597 nt
Organism: Cylas formicarius (sweet potato weevil)
Lineage: Eukaryota; Metazoa; Arthropoda; Insecta; Coleoptera; Brentidae
Exons: 2
Coding region: 1-597 (198 amino acids)
Source: RefSeq, a predicted model, not a curated record